Molecule: messenger RNA, 495 nt
Organism: Acanthosepion pharaonis
Lineage: Eukaryota; Metazoa; Mollusca; Cephalopoda; Sepiida; Sepiidae
Source: the annotation of a GenBank genome assembly
AUGUACACUAUCCUUUUCUCAAUUAUUUCCUUCUCUUUUUUCCUUUCAUUCUGCAACUUCUUUCUUUCUCUUUGUUUAUUCCUUUCUGAAAAUGUUCUACCCCAUUUUCUCUUCUCUUUCUUUAACCUUUCCACUUUUUCUCUCUACAUUUUAUUAAACACAAAACUUUCCCUUUUUUUCCCAUACUUUCUUUUUUCUAUUUCUUACUUCACUUCCUGUUUCUUUUUCGUUCAUCUUUCUUGCAUUUCCUUUUCUCAUCCUGCUUUUUCAAAACCCUUCUGUUCCCUCUUUUCCCCAUCUCUGCCAAACGGAUUUGAAGACAAAUAUUGUAACCUUUUACUAUAUUCAUUCCACUUGUUUCUCUCCCUCUCUCCCUUUUGCUCUCUCCAUUUCCCCUUAUUUAUCCUUUCCAUUUCUAUUCCGUUUCUCCCCAACAUUCCUCUGCCUCUUAUCCACCUUGCUUGUUUCCCUUUUGUUGUAACUGUUGUUGCCUAG